This is a messenger RNA of Fonsecaea erecta, 879 nucleotides long. RefSeq lists its product as hypothetical. Gene Ontology annotation, molecular function: oxidoreductase activity, acting on the CH-OH group of donors, NAD or NADP as acceptor. The record is from RefSeq and is a predicted model, not a curated record. The transcript has 3 exons. The coding region runs from base 1 to 879 and encodes 292 amino acids. Gene Ontology annotation, cellular component: cytoplasm. Lineage: Eukaryota; Fungi; Ascomycota; Eurotiomycetes; Chaetothyriales; Herpotrichiellaceae.
AUGGCUUUCCAAGUGCGUGGAAAGAACGCCGUCGUGACGGGUGCCAGUUCAGGCAUCAACUUGGCAUUUGCGAAGCUGCUCGCCAGCAACGGGGCCAAUGUCGUCGUCGCCGACGUCCAGGAGACCCCGGCGUUCAAGGAGUUCCAGCAAGGCACCACCGCGACCAAAGUGCUCUUCCAGAAGACGGACGUGUCGAACUGGAAGGACUUGGAGAGGCUGUUCGCCUUCGCAAAGGCCGAGCUCGGCCCCAUUGACGUGCUCUGCAACGGGGCAGGGGUCUUUGAACCGGACUGGUCGAGUUUCUGGAAAGACACAGAGACCGAGAGUUACAAGUCGUUCGACAUCAACGUGCAAGGCCUCGUCAAGGGCACGAGACUGGGCAUUCGGGACCAGAUCACCAGGUCCAAGGGCCGGAAAUCUGGCGAAACGGUCGGGGUGAUCAUCAACAUCUCCUCGCUGGCCGCUCAAUACGCCCUCUUCAACCAGCCCCUCUACUCCACCGCGAAGGCGGCCGUCUCUGCCUUCACCCGGUCUCUGGGGCCGCUCCACGAGGAGUUCGGGAUCAAGGUCGUCGCGGUCGCCCCGGGCAUGGUCAUGACGCCACUGUGGAGCGAGAACCCGGAGAAGAUGAAGGCGAUUUCGGAAGAAGAUGUCUUCGCCACGCCCGAAGAGCUGGCUGAGACGAUGCUCGAGCUCGUCCAGAACCCCGAGUAUGAAGGAGGCACGGUCCUCGAAAGGAUCAAGUAUUCGACCCGCAGGGUAUUGGUGGAUAGUCCGCUGCCUUCGGGGCCUGGUUCUACCAUGAGUAAAAUGGAACUCAUCUACGACGACACAAUUGCCCUGUUGGAGGCCGAGAGGAAAGGAGGUGCCUCAAAAUAG